Messenger RNA from Erythranthe guttata (spotted monkey flower), 2240 nucleotides. RefSeq names its product cyclin-dependent kinase-like protein. Lineage: Eukaryota; Viridiplantae; Streptophyta; Magnoliopsida; Lamiales; Phrymaceae. The record is from RefSeq and is a predicted model, not a curated record.
UGGAAAAACAGAGGUAAAUGUUGGGUUCAGCGGCGCGUGACAUCUGACCCCGCUGCAUUUAGUGACUGUCCUGCUCUGGCGUUUGGGGGUAGAUGAACAUUGAAUAUACUUCUAAUUUAUUAUAAUUAAUUAUUCUUUUUCUUUUUUGUUUGGUAUCACUCUCACAAAAACAAACCUGCAAAUAUAAUAUUUGGGCUGAAAAGAAAAUUACAAGAUCGUUUCUGAAAUCCAAGGAAGAAGAAGACAACCUUAAACACAGUAUGAAUCUUGCCAUGCAAAAAUCAAUCAUUUUUGUGUAGUUGGUUAAUUGGAUUUGCGAAAGAAGUUUUUUUAGAGAGAGAAUGAAAUCAAUGGCGGCGAAUUCAUCUUCUUCCACCAAAACCGCCCUCUCUCCGCUCCACCCUCCCCAUUUCACUCCGAUUGAAGAAGGUAAUGAGGAAGAGGAAUUCUCACAGGGGAGAAGCAGUUUCAGGGCAACUCCCCUGAGCGAAUACACGGACACCAGAACAGAGAGUGGUUCCACGCGCCACCACACGCCGGCGACCUCCGAGAAUCGCCGGAGCAAAGGUUCGUCGAAGACGACGGCGGCCCGGCAUCACCACCAGAAAGACGUCUCGGUCGGCGUUUCGUGCAACAAGUGCAGGCCCAGCAGCAGGGAGAAAAUCUCCGUCGUCCCACUGGAGAACAACGGCGGCAGCAGCGGCGGCGGCGGCGGCGGAGGAAGUGUUGUCCAUAGGCUCUCGAUGGCCUCUCCGAACGUCAUCUUCAAAUCCAUCUUAUCUUCUUUGGCUCUCAAGAAAAGCCCCAAAUCCUCGUCGGAGGGGGCCGCCGCCCCCUCCUCCGCCACCUCCUCUAGGGAGGAUCACUGGAAAAUUGUGGUGGCGGAGCUCUCCGGCAAGCUGAUCCAGGCUUCGAGAAAGAGAGACGAGGCCAUUCUAGAAGCUUCCAAGCUCAAGUACUCCAUGUCCGAGCUCGAGAAGAAGCUCAACAAGCUCGAAAUCUAUUGCCACACCUUGAAAUCGGGCCUCGAAGUUUGCCAUAAUAAUAAUAACAUUAAUAAUAAUAAUUUUCAGCACCAAAAGCAGCACAAAUCGCCGUCUCGUAACAUGAAUUACCACCUCGUAAAAAUCGGAGAUCAAGAAAGAGUAAUCCAGCAUUUCUUGAUUCUAGUCUCCGAUUCGAGAUCUUCGGUCCGUUUUCUAAGCCGGGCUUUAGCGGGUCAAUUACGUCAAAUGGGGGGGAAAGUGUUCGAUCGGAUCUCGUCACUUUUACAAGCCUACGAUAUCAAGAUCUCGUUUUCAAGAAACCCUAAAGGCCUACUCUUCUACCUCGAGGCCUUGCUAAAUAAAGCCUUCUUCGACGAUUUCGAAUCCAUCGGAUUCCAAAAGGGAGGCCCGAACCCGAUCCUCAACCCGUUGGACCGUUGCGAAUCCAAUUUCGCAAUGUUCAGUCGGCUAAACGGGUUGACUUGGGACGAGGUACUGAACAAAGGGACUCGCCAUUUCAGCGACGAAUUCAGCAAAUUCUGCGACAGAAAAAUGAGCGAAAUCGUCGCAAUGUUGGGUUGGAACAAGGCAUGGCCCGAACCCCUCCUGCAGGCCUUUUUCGGAGCUUCGAAGGCGGUUUGGUUGGUUCACCUUUUGGCGAAUUCGGUCCACCCGGCCCUACCUGUAUUCAGGGUGGAUAAAGGGGCCGGGUUCGACCCGGUUUAUAUGGAGGAUAUGGGCGGGGAUCGGGCGAAGAAGCUCGUCCCGACCAUGGUUAGGAUCAUGGUUACACCCGGGUUCUACGUUUACGACAACGUCGUCAAAUGCAAGGUUCUUUGCAGGUAUUACAAUGGUGGCAAUAUUAAUGAUUUAUAUGAUAAGGGGUUUACUCCAUCUCCUUCUUAGCUUGUGUUUUUUUUUUUUUUUUUUUUUUUAAAUGUAUUUCUAAAAUUGUUAUAAUUAUUAAUUAUUUUAUAUUAAUGGUAUUUUGUUAUAUUAAUUUAGUGAAUCUUGAUUAAAAAAAAAGUGGGGUUUGGACAAUUAGCAUGUUUGACUUGUUGACUAGUUGUUGUUUAGCAUCUUGAUUUGACUUUUGACUAUGGUCAAUGGGGAGAUUGGAUUGUGUGUCUUUUUUGAGGUUAAGACAAAAGUUUUUGCAUGUAAUUAUAAUAUUCAUGUUUGAGUUGUCAAAAAUCUUGGUAGUUCACUUUUGGGGUUUGUACUUCCAAUAAGAUUUGUUUAUUUGUUUCUUUG